AUGCAGCGGCCGCCGGAGAUGCUGCUGCGAAAUGCUCAGGGAAAGUGGGAGCCAGAAGCAGCAGUAGCUGCAGCACAUGCUGCUGCUGCUGCUGAUGCUUACGCGUCUCAGGCGCAGCAUCUGUUCGCUUUGUUUUGCGCCCCUGCAAACCAAGUGAGGCCAUACACCCCAGAGGAGCGGCAGACGGCAAUUCUCCGCAAUGCAGCCGCCGAUCUUCAGGCGUACGUACACCCCAAGGUCCAGGUGGCGUCAUUCAGUAGGGAGGGGAGAGGCCUCGUCGCAGCAGAAGACCUCAAGAGAGGAGAAGUGCUUCUGCGUGUUCCCACCUCAGCCCUCCUCAACGUGUACACGGCUCUGACGCAUCGCACGUUCUCCCCUCUCGCACAACUGCUGCUGGGGCUUCCCCCCGAAAGGCUGCUGCAGCAGGAAGCAGCAGCGCAGCAGCAGCAGCAGCAGGAGCAGCAGCACCAUAACCCCCCGAAGCAGCAGAAAAAGCCUGAGGAGCCUACGGAGGUGCAACCUCUUGUUGACAGUGAUGUGGUUUUGUGUCUCUUUCUUUUGUUUCUUGCAUUCACUAAUGGCGAACAGGGGGGCAGGGCCGUGCUGCGCUUCCUGCCUGCUGCCGGGGAGGCAGACGCUUCAGCCACAGCAGCGGCUGUGUGCGCGUCUUCCGCCGGCGAUCCAGCAGCAGCAGAAGCAGCAGGAGCAGCAGCAGCAGCAGCAGCUCAAAAGGAGGAACUGCUGCUGAUGGACACUGAAGGGGUCGUCGAGUUCCUCGGAGAUGCGGCCUUGGCGAGCGCCGUUAGCCGCUCUGAGGCCAAAUGCAAGAUGAUGCAGGAGCAGCUGCUGCCGCUGCUGCUGCAGACCUUCCCUCCUCCUGAAGGAAUGCAGCAGGGCGGCGGGGUGAUCUCCGCUUGCAGAGCAGCAGCAGCAGCAGCAGCAACAACAACCCCACCACAUGUGCUUCUAGAGACUUGUACGCCAACGACGGGUGCGGUGGCAGCAGCAGCAGCAGCAGCAGCAGCAACAGCUCAAGCUGGUGCUGCCUGCGGGGCCCCUGCUGUUUCUGCUUCUUCCGAAGGAACACAUCUCCUCAGAGCCUUCUUAGCGCAGCUGAAUUACGCAGACUUCCUGUGGGCGCAUCUCGUCUUAGAGUCCCGUUCCUUUUCCCUUCCUCUGGGGCCCCUGGGGCCCCUUCAGGAGUUUCAGCCUGCGGGGGUUCCCCUCACCAACCCCCCUGGGUACCGCAGUAAGGCGGCGUCAGUGGCCCCCACCGAGGAACCUUCAGGGGGGCCCUCGCGGGUGCAUAAAGGGGAGGAGAGUGAGGGGGAUAAUGAACAGGAAGAAGAAGAAGAGGCAGAGGAGCGUCGUGUGCCGUUUCUCCUAGAGCUCGUUGAGACGGGUGCAGCAGAAGGUUGCCGUUGUGUGAUGCUGCCUGUGGGGUUUAGUGGGGGCCCCCAGGGCGUUGAGGGGCCCCCCGGCUGUGCAGCGGCCCCUGCACAUUUUGUGCGUCUUCCUCUUCGUUGUGCUUCUUUUGUUCCUCUGGGGGAUUUGUUGAAUCAUGAUUUUCACGCGCAAGUGCUGUCCCCUGUAAUUGAGGAAGAAGGCAAAAGCCUCUGCCUCCGCCUGGCCUGCGAUGUGCCCGCGGGGGCCCAGGUGUAUGUGCACUACGGGCCUCUUCAGUCUUGGCAGUUUCUUGCUUUCUUUGGAUUCUGUCCUUCUUCCUUCCCCCGCCUGCAACCCCCGCAGAGAGAAGCACAGAGAGAAACAAUAGCUGAUAAAACAGACAGAGACGAAGAAUGGCAGUUCACAGCGGAAACCAACGCAGCUGCUGGGGAAACCCCGUGGGGACCAACGUACACCUUUACUGCUAUUAAACACGAUCCAGAAGCUGCCGCACGUAUACGUGAAAUUCUUAUGGAUGCGCUGCAGUCGGUAGCCAAGGCAGCUGAAGACAGAACUGCACAGUUAGACCAAUGGUCAGAAGACAGCAAACCGGCGCCGCGGUGGGUGCGGGUUUGGGGUGAGAGGCUGCGGGUGUAUUUGAAUAACCAGAGAGCCCUUGCCGACACGCAGAUGAAAGUUUUAAACAAUUACUUGUCUUCCCCUCUUUCCUCCUCUAUGCUGCCGUCCUUGGGGUCUGCCGCUAACUAG
Molecule: messenger RNA, 2154 nt
Organism: Eimeria mitis
Lineage: Eukaryota; Apicomplexa; Conoidasida; Eucoccidiorida; Eimeriidae
Product: phospholipase/carboxylesterase, putative
Exons: 3
Coding region: 1-2154 (717 amino acids)
Biological process (GO): peptidyl-lysine monomethylation
Cellular component (GO): nucleus
Molecular function (GO): protein-lysine N-methyltransferase activity; protein binding
Source: RefSeq, a predicted model, not a curated record